Molecule: messenger RNA, 1259 nt
Organism: Branchiostoma belcheri (Belcher's lancelet)
Lineage: Eukaryota; Metazoa; Chordata; Leptocardii; Amphioxiformes; Branchiostomatidae
Product: osteocalcin 2-like
Exons: 3
Coding region: 30-1106 (358 amino acids)
Source: RefSeq, a predicted model, not a curated record
CGGCAUGCCUUGCCACGACGUAAUCCAAGAUGGCGGCGCCCAUGCGGAUUGGCGCCCUUCUAACUUCUGCGGGAAAGUAUGUUCUGAGACCUGAGGUGACCAGACCAUGUGCAGCCCUCCUCCAACAUGCACCACUCACUACUGACGCAGGGGGGAGUACCACCCCACCCCAGGGGGCCAAGGCACCACCACCUCCUCCCCCCAAGGCCGCAGAAGCAGAGGGAGGGAGUGUUCCUGAAGUUGGGGAAUCACUGGCAGCCAAGGCACACCAGGAUCUAGCAGGUCAGCCCACAACCAUCUCAGCAGCUGUAGCAGAGAUGGCAGCAGCAGCAGAGGAAGCCAAGUCUCAGUCUACCACUGGGGAAGGGCUGGCGUCUGAAGGGACAACAUCCUCAAGCUCAAGCUCUGGGUCGAGUUCAAGCUCUGGGACAAGUUCAAGCUCUAGUUCAGAUUCUGAAGGGGAGACAGUCGGUGGACAAGCAGACAUUAUAACUAAAGAACCAGAGGCUGCAGAGGUGAUAACUAAAGAACCGGAGGCUGCAGAGGUGAUAACUAAAGAACCAGAGGCUGCAGAGGUGAUAACUAAAGAACCAGAGGCUGCAGAGGUGAUAACUAAAGACCCAGAGGCUGCAGAAGUGAUAACUAAAGAACCAGAGGCUUCAGAGGUGAUAACUAAAGCUGCAGAGGCUGCAGGGGUGAUAACUAAAGCUGCAGAGGCUGCAGGGGUGAUGACUAAAGAACCAGAGGCUGCAGGGGUGAUAACUAAAAAACCAGAGGCUGCAGAAGUGAUAACUAAAGAACCAGAGGCUGCAGGGGUGAUAACUAAAAAACCAGAGGCUGCAGAAGUGAUAACUAAAGAACCAGAGGCUGCAGAAGUUAAAGAAGAAGAUGCCAAAGCUACACCACAACCAUCAGCUUUUCCAGAAGAGCAGGGUGAAGUUGACAUAAACAAAUCACCGGAGCUGGAACAAGCGGCAACUGCCCAGGCAAAUGAAGCAAGUGAAGCGCAGGUGGCAUCUGAUGAACACCUGUCAGCAGGUGGAGACGGCACACCUGGUCUGGAUGGGGAGGCAGCAGAGACAGGUGAGGGAGGCAGGUUGUUGUAGGACAGAUGAACCCUGUUGGCCUCCCUGUCUCGCCUCCCCCACCCACCUCUCAUGUACAACACAUGUACCACACUGACUCUUCUCUCUCUCUCUGUGACUAAUCUUUCAGUACACAUAUUUCCUAUUACAUAAGAUGUCUGGUAGACAGAUGAG